UCGGGCUUACGAGAUGCAUUCCUCUAAACGACGCAUUUACGAACUGAAAGUAAACCCCAGCGGCAAGCUUGUGAACAGCAAAAUCGCUCGUGGGUGCUUCUUGCCGGCGAUUUGCGAGGAGAUCACAGGUGCUUCAAAGUAUCAAACCGCUCCGACGGGCGCGACGGACGACCACAGCCAGGCCAUUUCCCAACCCAUCUCACAGCAGAGAAGCGAAGCUUCGAAUACAGGGGGUUUGAUAGAUCUUUCGACGUAGAGAGACAGGGAGGUUGGGAGAUAGAGAGAUGUAUCAAUGGAGAAAAUUCGAGUUCUUCGAGGAUAAAUCAGGCGGGAAGAGUUCGAUUCCUGCUGAGAUCACUGGAAGGAUAGACUGCUGCUCGGGCGGGAGGGGGCGAAUUGUCAUCGGCUGCGACGACGGAACUGUCAGCCUCCUAGACCGCGGAUUCAAGCACAUCUAUGGCUUCCAGGCUCACGCUUCCUCGGUACUCUUUCUCCAGCAGCUGAAGCAACGAAAUUAUCUUGUAACUGUUGGCGAGGAGGAUCAAACCUCAUCCCAUCUGUCCUCCAUCUGCUUGAAAGUUUUUGACCUAGACAAGAUGCAGCCAGAGGGCUCGAGCUCAACUGGUCCUGUAUGUGUCCAAAUAUUAAGAAUUUUCACUACUCAGUUUCCUGAAGCAAAGAUAACAUCAUUUUUAGUUCUGGAGGAAGCUCCUCCAAUAUUACUCAUCUCAAUAGGAUUGGAAAAUGGGUCAAUUUACUGCAUCAAAGGUGAUCUUACACGUGAGCGAAUCUCAAGGUUCAAGCUUCAGGUGGAGGGUCCCGUAGAGACCAGUGAUUCUUCAAUUACUGGGCUAGGUUUCCGGGUCGAGGGGCAAGCACUUCAACUCUUUGCUAUAACUCCUACUUCUGUGAGCUUGUUCAGUUUGAACGAUAACCCACCUAGGAGGCAAACUCUAGAUCAGAUUGGAUGUAACAGCAAUGCUGUUGCAAUGAGUGAUCACAUGGAUCUAAUUAUUGGUCGCCCUGAAGCUGUAUAUUUCUAUGAAGUUGAUGGUCGAGGUCCUUGUUGGGCUUUUGAUGGUGAGAAGAAAUUCCUUGGUUGGUUUCGUGGAUAUUUACUAUGUGUCAUUGGAGAUCAUCAAAUAAACAGCAAGAAUUCAUUCAAUAUUUAUGAUCUAAAGAACAAGUUAAUUGCACAUAGUAUGAUGGUGGGUGAGGUUUCACAUAUGAUAUGUGAAUGGGGUUACAUAAUUCUUAUUAUGAGUGACAGGAAGGUCUUGUUUAUUGGAGAGAAAGACAUGGAAAGCAAACUGGAUAUGCUCUUCAAGAAAAAUUUGUAUAAUGUUGCAAUCAAUCUUGUUCACAGUCAACAUGCUGAUGCUGUUGCUACUGCUGAAGUUCUUCGAAAAUAUGGCGAUCAUUUAUAUGGGAAACAGGAAUAUGAUGAGGCUAUGUCUCAGUAUAUUCAGACAAUCGGUCAUCUUGAACCUUCAUAUGUCAUCCAGAAGUUCUUAGACGCGCAGCGUAUUUACAAUCUAACAAAUUACCUAGAACAGUUACAUGAAAGAGGACUUGCUUCCAAGGACCAUACAACCCUACUUUUGAACUGCUAUACAAAACUUAAAGAUGUGGAAAAAUUAAACAAAUUUAUCAAAGGUGACGACAGUGUCAGCGAACAAAGGUUUGAUGUGGAAACUGCCAUUAGAGUCUGUCGCUCUGCUGGAUAUCAUGAGCAUGCAAUGUAUGUUGCUAAGAAGGCUAAGAGGCAUGAAUGGUACCUGAAGAUUCUACUCGAAGACUUGGGUAGUUAUCAAGAAGCUCUGCAAUACAUUUCAUCCUUAGAACCAAAUCAAGCUGGAGUCACCUUGAAAGAAUAUGGUAAAAUUCUGAUAGAGCACAGACCAGCUGAAACCAUUGGAAUCUUAAUGAAGGUCUGCACAGAUUCUGGUGAAACGAAGAGAAUAAGUUCUAAUGGUGCACGCUUAUCCAUGCUUCCCUCUCCAAUGGACUUUAUUAACAGUUUUGUACAUAGUCCACAAUCACUUAUGGAUUUUUUGGAGAAGUAUGUGAGCCGGGUAAAGGAUUCACCUGCUCAAACAGAGAUUAACAAUACCCUUUUGGAACUGUAUCUAUCUAAUAGUUUAUCACUUCCGUCAAUUUCACGAGAAAGUGUUGGUGAUGAUCUGAAUUUCAAAGCCAACAAUUCAUGGGAGGUAGCUAAUGGGUCUGCAUCAGGGAAAAAGACAAAACCAUUUACAGAAAGCAAUGAUGUUAAAAAAGAAAAUGAUCGUCAAGAAAGAUUUCAGAAAGGGCUAUCUUUGCUUAAAAGUGCAUGGACAUCUGAGAUGGAGUACCCAAUGUAUGAUGUUGAUCUUGCUAUAAUACUUUGUGAAAUGAAUGCAUUCAAAGACGGGCUGUUGUUUCUUUAUGAGAAAAUGAAGUUAUACAAAGAAGUAUUUGCUUGCUACAUGCAGGCUCAUGAUCAUGAAGGGCUGAUAGCCUGCUGCAAGAAGCUUGGGGAUUCGAGCCAGGGAGGAGAUCCAUCCCUUUGGGGUGAUCUGCUGAAGUACUUUGGUGAGCUUGGUGAAGAUUGCUCCAAAGAAGUAAAGGAAGUUUUGACUUAUAUUGAAAGGGAUGAUGUUUUGCCUCCAAUUGUUGUUGUUCAAUUGCUGUCUAAAAAUCCUUGUUUGACACUUUCUGUGGUUAAGGACUACAUUGCGCGAAGACUUGAACAAGAAUCCAAGUUGAUUGAAGAUGACAGAAAAUCAAUUGAGAAGUACCAGGAAGGAACCACUUCAAUGAGAAAGGAAAUACAAGAGCUCAGAACGAAUGCAAAGAUCUUCCAGCUAAGUAAAUGUACUGCUUGCACCUUUACUCUUGAUCUUCCCGCAGUUCAUUUUAUGUGUAUGCAUUCCUUCCAUCUGCGUUGCCUUGGUGAUAAUGAGAAAGAAUGCCCUGAGUGCGCACCUGAGUACAGAGCAGUAUUAGAGACUAAAAGAAACUUAGAACAAAAUGCCAAGGACCAGGACCGUUUCUUCCAGCAAGUCAAGAGCUCCAAAGAUGGUUUUUCUGUGAUUGCUGACUAUUUCAGUAAGGGCAUUUUGAGCAAGACAACUAAUGACACUGAUAACACCUGAAGCUCAUUGAAUCUUCAUGGCAUCUUCAGAGGAAUAAAAUGAGCAUUGUUAAGCUUCAGAUCUUAGUGGAAACCCACGCAGUUAUUGGAACCAGCCAGGCCAAGGAGAAUAAGUUGUUGAUGGUUGGGACGCUUUAGUGGUGGUAUUUUGUGCAGGUGACUUCAAGCCUGAAAUUUGUGUGAAGGUUGAAGAUGAAACAGAUUUUUGAUAAAUCAUUUUAAGUUUUCUUAACACAGUUUUGGGAGUUUGAUGUACAGCGUGACUAAUGAUGGUGAUAAUUAAUCAAUCAUUUCAGACAGAAAUAUUUGUUAUUUUUACCUUAUUUUUAAUGUGAAGAUACACUUGAAUUGACCUUGUUCACAAA
Molecule: messenger RNA, 3501 nt
Organism: Dendrobium catenatum
Lineage: Eukaryota; Viridiplantae; Streptophyta; Magnoliopsida; Asparagales; Orchidaceae
Product: vacuolar protein-sorting-associated protein 11 homolog
Exons: 5
Coding region: 285-3137 (950 amino acids)
Biological process (GO): endosome organization; intracellular protein transport; vacuole organization
Cellular component (GO): HOPS complex; endosome
Molecular function (GO): protein binding; protein-macromolecule adaptor activity
Source: RefSeq, a predicted model, not a curated record